Molecule: messenger RNA, 1190 nt
Organism: Durio zibethinus
Lineage: Eukaryota; Viridiplantae; Streptophyta; Magnoliopsida; Malvales; Malvaceae
Source: RefSeq, a predicted model, not a curated record
UUAACUUUUUGUAAAUCAUGACUUUAUCCAGCAUCAGUUCCUAAGUCCUAACUUUUUUUCUCUCUGGCUUUCUUGGUGGCCAAACUGAGAUUCAAGGAAAUGGCGGAUUUGACGAUCAUCAAUGGUGAAUUGGAGAAUCAGACGGCGGAGAACUUCUACGACGCUGAUGAAGCCAAAUUAACCGAAUUGUCUAGCAAAAUAGAAGCGCUUGAGCGCGAGAAUCUGGAACUGAGCAACGAGAAUAAAGAAGUGAAGGAAAAGAUCAAGAAACUAACCCUACAAAUCGAUCAACUGCGAAACAAGGAAGAAGAAAUGAGACUAGAAAUGGAUCAGUGGGAGGAGGAUGAGAGGUUUCUAGAAUCGAUCGCCGCGAGAUCGGCUGAGCUUGAAACCGAGGUUUCGAGGCUUCAACAUGAUCUGAUAAGUUCGAUGAGUGAAGUAGAUGAAGCGAAUAAGGAGGUGGUUCAAUUGAAGAGUGGAUUGGAAGAGAAAGGGUCGGUGAUUGAGAGACUGGACAAGGAAAUCGAUGACUUGAAGAAAGAGAAAGUCGAGAGUGAGAAAAAAGAGAGGGAACUGGAGAGGAAAUUGGGGGUUUUAGAAGUGAGGGAAACGGAGGAAAGGAGUAAGAAAGUUAGAAUCGAAGAGGAAAUGAGGGAAAAGAUCGAUGAGUACAGUAAGAAAGUUGAGGAGUUGGAAGCAGAGGUGGCUAGAACGACGGCUGAAUUACAGCGAAAUAAGGAAGAAAAAAGAGAAUUCGAGGAGAAGGCGAUGGAGUUGGAGUUGAACAUACUGGAAUUGAAGGAGGCGGUGGAGGAGUGGAAAAGUCAAGCUAUUAAUGGAAAGGCCAGGGAGAUUGUUGAGAAUUUCGGUUGUGAAGAGAAAGCGUUGAAGGGGUUGAAUUUGCCGGUUGUGGUAGCAGGAACGGCUGGGACUAUUGUUGUUGCGGCUGCAGUGAUGUAUCUUUGCCGUAGGAAGCCGUCGUGAGUGAUGAUUUCUGGUGGAAGAUUAAUGCGGAGAGGGAUAGUCAGAGUUUUUUUACUCUCCAGCUACAUUGUCGUGCUUUCUGAUUGAUCAUAUUUUUGAAGUCUGUUGAAUAGUAGACAUUGGCGAUAUUUGUUUGAAACACACACUUCAUGGUUUGGUCAAUAAACAUCCCCUUUAUUUAGAUACUGCAAGUAGUGGUGAUCCGA